GCUCCUUCCUCCCAUUCAAAAUCUCCCUCCCAAGCUAUCACCAAAAUUCCCCCCCAAGUAACCUAUCUGUAUACAUGGAUGUCUCUAUACAUAGCCACAGAAGCCGGGAAGAAAGCACCAUUUUUCUUCUCCUGCACUUUGUUUGUUGUUUCAUCUCUAGUGUUUGAUUUUUGGAGCUAAAGGAAAAAACAUGAUAAUGGGCGAUGAGAGGAUUGAGGUAGCUUUCUUCGAUGUUGAGACAACUGUACCGACCCGACCCGGACAAGGAUUCGCAAUCCUAGAGUUUGGGGCUAUUCUUGUUUGUCCAAGGAAACUCGUCGAGCAGGAGAGUUACUCCUCCCUAGUACGGCCCACUGAUCUGGCCCUCAUUUCCACACUCUCUGUUCGCUGUAACGGUAUUACCCCAGAAGCAGUCACAAACGCCCCCACCUUUGGUGAAAUCGCUGACAAAGUCUAUGACAUUCUCCAUGGGAGAAUAUGGGCGGGCCACAAUAUAGUGAAAUUUGAUUGUCAUCGGAUUCGGGAAGCAUUUGCUGGGAUUGAUAGGGCAGCACCAGAGCCUAAGGGAAUAAUUGAUACAUUGUCCUUAUUGACUCAGAGAUUUGGAAGGAGAGCUGGUGACAUGAAGAUGGCCUCACUUGCUAGUUAUUUUGGCCUUGGACAGCAAACACAUCGGAGUUUGGAUGAUGUCCGAAUGAAUCUUGAAGUGCUGAAGUAUUGUGCAACUGUCUUGUUUCUGGAAUCCAGCCUGCCAGACAUAUUUACAGAGAACAGUUGGGUGUCUCCUAAUGCUACUACAAGAAGCCGUGCUAAUGGGAGAGCUUCUCCAGGGGAGACGGGCUUCAGUGCAGAUAGACCCUCAUCAAGUGUCAAGAUAGAAACUUAUGUGGAGAGGAUGGCAGAAAUCAACCCUUUUAACAUGGCCAGAGUGGAAGAGUCCCUUCUAUCAGAUGACAUGGAAGAUGAAUCUGGUUCAUAUUCUCCAGGAUCUUCCACAACUGCAACUGAGAGUUUCAUUGGCUGCCCUGACUUCUUAGAACCAAAUGAAAUCUCAAUACCUUCGGUCUCUGUAAGUCUUGCCCCUUUUUGUCGUGGGUCUCAGAAGAUACAGGUAUUGCACGACUAUGGUGAACUACAAAUUUGCUGUAGACGAAUGAAGGUGCGGUUUGGUGUUAGUUCAAAGUAUGCUGAUUAUGCUGGUCGGAGACGAUUGAGUUUUGUGGUUGAUGCAUCAUCAGACCUGUGCCAAAUCCUGGAUGCAGUUGAUAAUCUUGCUCAAAAACUAUCUGUCGACUCAGGUAGCAGCUCAGAGUGGAGGCCUGUGGUAACUAGAAAACCUGGCUUUAUGAACUAUCCUACUGUCCGAUUAAAUUUACCAACUGUUAUAGAUGGUAACAAUUCCCGCUGGAUCACAGAGAUUUACCAGAAAGAAUCUUCUACAACACAAAAGCUCGUCUUUAGUAAAUUCGAUGUGACAGAACUGGAGUCCUUGAUAACACCAGGAACAUUUGUGGAUGCUUACUUCUCUGUGGAUUCAUAUGACAUCCAACAGAAUGCUGGCAUCCGUUUAGUCGCAGAAAAGUUGAUCCUGCACUCCACCUAAUAGUAAUAGAUCAGGUCCCAGAUUGACUUGUAUAACUUAAACUUAGGUGGCUUGGACUGUUUAUGAGAUUGACCAUAGUUAGAAUGAUUCCUGUGAAAUCUUUCAAGAGGGAGACUUUAAUUAGCUCUGAUAAAUUGAAAGGUUUUAUCCAACCUAUCACCUGUAAGUUAAGUGAACUUUGUUCCCACGUCUUUGUGUUUAAUGUGAUAAAAAAUUCACAGGUGACUUUACCGUGUUGUUUU
This is a messenger RNA of Nicotiana tabacum (common tobacco), 1845 nucleotides long. RefSeq names its product protein NEN1. Lineage: Eukaryota; Viridiplantae; Streptophyta; Magnoliopsida; Solanales; Solanaceae. Gene Ontology annotation, molecular function: nucleic acid binding; 3'-5' exonuclease activity. The record is from RefSeq and is a predicted model, not a curated record.